UGAACACUGCUGAAAGGCCCAGUUCGGCCGAGAGUGGAAGGAAUGCGCCACUACUAUCCCUCUCAACAGAUGACAGUUGCGAUUAUUUGAGGUUACUUUUCGAGCAGUAGCGAUAUAAAAUGUGCAAUUAGCCAGAAUCUAACGGGAGGAAAACAAAAACAGACAGAGAACGUGAAGUAGACAAGAUGAAUGAAAGUGAAACUAACGAUUCUCCACCAAGUCAAGAUGGUGCACUAGCUAAGAAAGUUCGAACAUCAUCAGACACGACCAACUCUAUAACCCUCCAUCUUCGAGGAUGUGAUCUAAAUUUACGAAUAGAAGACAUGAACAGUCGUAACUCAUUAUCUCACAUGGAGCAAACUAACACUCGUCUCAACCAGAUUCGUGAAAGAAGGAGAAAUCUCUGCGAAGAGAAGCGACGAAUCCUGGUGGAUCGAGUGGAGUCUUCCAAGCAGACGAUAAAAGACCUGACAAUCCAACUGUCAGAAACAGCCAAGUCUAUUCGAGAGGCACGUGAAGCUCAGACAGCUGCAAAAUCACAAAUAUCAAAAGACGAAACUAAUAUGCAACAAAAAAUCUUAGAACUGCAGAAUAAAAACGCUCAACUGGAAGAAGUCAUAGCUCAACGAACCACAGACGAUGCUUUAAAGCAAUACGUAAAAAACCAGAUGAUGGAGUUAUUGAAUACAUGCACACCAUCGCAGAAAGACAUCUACUUGAAGAAAGCUGCUAUUCGGAAAGGAAAACUCAAAAUUGAGGAACUAGAAUCUGAGAAAAUAUAUCUCCGGAAGGAGAUACAGGAUCUUCUUCCUCAGGCGGCAGGUGCUGAGAAACUUGAGAGGAAAUUACUAUUAGCGAAUGAAGUGAUUUCAAAAAUUCGUACAAAUGCCGUGGAAAGUGUAGGUCCUGGGGUCGAAGCGUCUUCCGUUUCUGAAGAAUUAGGAGAUGAAAUCAGUGCUCAAGAGCAUCUGGUUGAUAUAACAUCCGAGUGCUUGAAGUCAAGACUUCACGAAACUGAAGAAACAGUAUGUCAAAUGGCGUCAGAAGCUCCAGUCCCCGAGAUCUGCGAUUUAACGUCUGCAACACAAGCAGCCGAGAAUGUUUAUCCCUCGUUAAGUUCAAAUCAGCCUGGGCAGACUCUAAUAGAACUAUCGGAUGAUGAAUCCGUAUGGUCUCCACAACGCCUGCAGGAGGACCACCGGAUUCGGGUGGGAAAAUAUUAUUUUUUAGCGUCACAUCCUAAAUACUUCAAAAUCAAUUGGGAGAAGGAGUAUGGCCGACGUGGCCCUGCCUUUUCAUGCAGAUGGUGUGCGUCCAUUAUCCAGCAGCGAGUGGCAGUAAUAGAUCACAUAUGGGUCAAACAUUACGGGGGACGAUAUAAGUGUCCUCUCUGUCUCGAUCCUCCUUACUUCGGUGCGUCGAGAUACCAGAUGAGCAACCACGUGAAACUUUAUCAUAUCUAGAAAUGUUGAUAGAUUGACUCAUUUUUAAUUGUAGUAGGGUAAACCGCCCAGUAGAUGGACGCCUAAGAAAACCGCC
This is a messenger RNA of Diachasma alloeum, 1539 nucleotides long. RefSeq lists its product as uncharacterized. Lineage: Eukaryota; Metazoa; Arthropoda; Insecta; Hymenoptera; Braconidae. The record is from RefSeq and is a predicted model, not a curated record. Bases 186 to 1463 code for a protein of 425 amino acids. The transcript is spliced from 2 exons.